AUGGAUCCCUCCCAGGUCAAGAUCCCCCCGAUGAAAGACCAAACCAUCGAAAACAUCACCGACAAUGUAAUCACAAUCAACAGUCUCUGCGAGGAUGAACGCAUGAAGUACAUCCUCGAGCGACUAGUAACCCAUCUACACGACUUCGCUCGCGAAACACGCCUCAGCAGCGACGAAUGGAUGACCGGCCUCCGCUUCCUCACAGAAGUGGGCCAGAUCUGCACAGACGUGCGACAGGAAUUCAUCCUGCUGUCCGACGUGCUAGGUCUGUCCAUCCUUGUCGACUCAAUAGAUCACCCGAAGCCCAAGGGCUCCACGGAGGGAACCGUGCUGGGUCCAUUCCACACGCAUGACGCGGAGGAAAUGCCUGCCGGCGAUUCCAUGUCGCAUGAUCCGAAUGGCGAGCCUUUGCUGGUUGUCUGUACGCUGCGUGAUAUGAAUGGGAUGCCUGUGCCCGAUGUCAAGAUUGAUAUCUGGGAGACGGAUUCCACAGGUCAUUAUGAUGUCCAGUAUGCUGGCAGAGAGGGUCCUGAUGGGAGGUGUAUUAUGCGCUCCGACAAGGAAGGCAUCUUUUGGUUUAAUGCUAUUACGCCUGUGCCUUAUCCCAUUCCUCACGAUGGGCCCGUUGGCAAGUUGUUGAAGAAGUUGCAUCGCCAUCCCUAUCGGCCCUCGCAUAUGCACUUUAUGUUCGAGAAGGAGGGUUAUGAUCACUUGAUCACCGCUCUCUAUCUCCGCGACGACCCUUAUGAAACCUCUGACGCAGUCUUCGGCGUCAAGGAUUCCUUGAUCGUCGACAUCGGCAAGGCCGACGCCGAGGUCGCUAAGAAAUAUAACGUCCCAGAGGGUCACCCUCUCCUCACAUAUGACUUUGUACUUGUGUCUGACAAAGAGACGAGCGACUUGCGUGCGCACAACUCCAAGGUCGCGCUCGACAAUCUAGGCCGGAAAGUCAAGAUUGUCAAUGGGCUGCCUGUGCCGGACCUGGAUUAA
Penicillium vulpinum is the source of this 990-nucleotide messenger RNA. Its product is annotated as intradiol ring-cleavage dioxygenase. NCBI's taxonomy places the organism in Eukaryota, Fungi, Ascomycota, Eurotiomycetes, Eurotiales, Aspergillaceae. The transcript has 2 exons. Gene Ontology annotation, molecular function: ferric iron binding; catechol 1,2-dioxygenase activity. Gene Ontology annotation, biological process: catechol-containing compound metabolic process. The record is from RefSeq and is a predicted model, not a curated record. Bases 1 to 990 code for a protein of 329 amino acids.